AUGGGACAGAGGUUGUCCUUAUUGGCACCAUCGGCUCCUACUGUUGCAAUAUCAUCUUACAUUGAUGCAUUGGAAAAUUAUCGGUAUAUUGAAUUACUAAAUAAUUCCAGAUUUUUAAAAACAAUUAAAGCUGUUAAUAAAGUAACAGGUCAAAUAGUCAUCAUAAAGCUACUAAUAAAACCGUCAACACCGAACUAUACGAUACAAUUACAAAAUGUUUUGGAACUACUAGUCAGACAGUCAUCAAUUCUAUACCCAUUCAGAAAUGUUUUGACGUGGCAUAAAUUACUUGAAACUGAUAGAGCUGGAUAUUUAAUUCGAGAAAUAGCGAAAAUCAAUCUAUAUGAUAAAUUAUCACUACGACCGUUUCUAGAACCAAUCGAAAAAUUGUCUAUAACAUUUCAAUUGUUGAAAGUUGUAAAUGAAUUGCAUUCUUUAAAUAUUCAUCACGGAGACUUGAGAUUAGAAAAUAUAUUAGUUACAUCGUGGAAUUGGAUACUAUUGUCAGAUUUUGCUAGUUUAAUCAAACCCACAUAUAUACCCGAGGAUAAUCCUAACCAAUUUCUGUUUUACUUUGAUAGCUCAGAUCGAAGAGUAUGCUACAUUGCCCCAGAACGAUUUUACAAUAGUCAAGACAAUCCAAAACAUGUACUGAAUAUCGAGGACAACGGAAAAUUUAAUUUAAAGAACAGCGUGACAGACGAAAUGGAUUUAUUCAGCUUAGGUUGCGUGAUUGCCGAAUUAUGGACAGAUGGUGAACCCAUUUUUACAUUAUCUCAACUUUUUAAAUAUAUAAAAAAUGACUACGUACCCGAUCUUUCAAGCAUUCAAAAUCCAUUAAUUAUUGAAUUGAUAAAAAAAUUAUUGAAAGUCAAUCCAAGUGAGAGAUCCAGUGCAAGAGAAUUGCUCGAAGAGUAUAGAGGUACUUGUUUUCCAGAGUACUUUUACACAUUUCUUUACGAGUUCAUGGACAACUUUAAUAACCUUGAGGAUAGUGAUGCGAAAUUGAAUUAUAUUUACGAAAACUUUGGUGAAAUUAGUAAAAACCUAAAUUUUGAAUAUACCGACUCAACUGAAGAAGAUGCUGUACUACCCGUUAGAUUAAAUUUACCAGGAAUGCCUUCUAAUUACAGGAUAAAACAAAAGAAAGAAACGGACGAUUCCGCACUUAUGGUACUAAAUAUGGUUUCAUCAUUACUCAGAACCCUCAAACAUGUUGAAUCAAAACAAAAAUUUUGUGUUUUAAUUUUAGCCUUGUCUGAACAAAUAAAUGAUGAGGCAAAACUAGACAGAUCAUUACCGUAUUUAUGCUCCAUAUUAGAUGAGUAUAUAGAAUCUCCUCACACGUCAUCUGCAAAAUUAGUUUGUUUAGCGUUACGGUCCAUGACGACCUUAAUUAUGACAUGUUCAUACAUCACACCUAUAAAUGUUUUGUUAUUUUCAGAAUAUAUACUACCUAAAAUUACGAGUUUGUUACUAGUUAAGGCUGAUUAUCAACCACAGAAAUUCAUUAGUUCAACAAUUGCUAUAUGUAUACCUUUUUUAGCUACAUCUGCAAAAAAAUUCUGGUCAAUGUCCAAAGCAUUCACCACAAGUAAUAUAUCAAAUACCUCACAGAUUGCAAUACCCACAAUACAAAUCACAAAAGAUCAAUUAGAUCAAAAAUUUAAAGAUAUAGCAAUAUCCCUAUUAACAGACCAAGCUUCUUCCGUCAAAAUAAGCUUACUUGAAAACAUUUUACCCCUUUGUCAAUUUUUUGGUAGAGAUAAAACGAAUGAUAUUAUAUUACCACAUUUAAUUUCAUAUUUGAAUGAUCCUGACCCAAAUUUAAGAUUAGCAUUCCUUUCAUCUAUUUUGAAAAUUGGUCCCUAUAUUGGUGUAUUUUCAUUUGAACAAUAUUUAUUACCACUACUACUUCAAACCUUAAAUGAAAGAGAUCAGUUUGUUGCUUUAAAAGUACUUGAAAUAUUUAAUGCAUUUGUACUGCAAAAAUUGAUAAACUCAAAAUUGGAGUUCAACGCAUUGGAAAUUUAUUCAGAGUUGUUAUCAAAUUCCAUUUGUUUAUUAUUACAUCCUAAUGAAUGGAUACGGCAGUCGGUUAUCAAUUUGAUUAUUUCAAUAAGUCGAAACUUGGAUGAUGCUGAUAAGUACUGUUUCUUAUAUCCAAUAAUUAAAAGUUUUUUACAAUACGAUAUAUUUGAGAUUAAAUGGAGUUCCUUAUACCCAAGUAUAGCAAGACAAUUGAAUAAACAAAUUUUUGAUUUGGCUACUACAUGGGCUACGAAAUCAACUAAUAAAUCCUUAUUUUGGCAAAAUAAAAGAAAUACCAAAGCUAUUCCAUUGAAUGCAAUGGGAAAAUCCGUGUAUUUACCUAAAUUUUCUGAAGCUUCUUACAAAAGUAAAGAAAAUUCACCAUUAAGUCCUGAAGAUAAACAAUGGUUACUCAAACUAAAGUCGGUCGGAUUUGAUGACAAAUGGUUAUGGAAAAUUUUUGUCUUGAAAGACUAUAUUCAGCAUAUUAGCAAAGUCCCACCAUUACCCUCAACUUCAUUUGAACAAAUAUUGAUAGCACCAAGAACCUAUUUUUUGGAUGUAAUUUAUAAAUUUGAAAAAUUGACUCCGUUAAAUGGAGUAAGGAAUGAAAAUUUCGUGGUAAAGCAAGAGGAUUCGGUGUCCUUGAAAAGCCUUGAAUUGAAUCUUCACAAUUCAUUGAUCUUGCCUAACUUGGAGAGAGUGACAGCUUCGGUGCAAACAAUAGAAGCUAAUAUAUUUGGUGAAAUGGAGUCAAGUAAUGGGAGUAAGCCAGCAAGAGCUUUGGCCAAUAAUUCUAACACUUUGCAUAAAACCUUCAAGACUGGUAAUUCAAGCUCCAAGGUUAUUACUUGUUUAUUCACACACACAUAUGAUGGGGAAAAUCCAUUCAUCAUAAAUCAUUUACAGAAUUUAUCAUUAAUUCCAACUCUCACAGAUUUUCCUGAAUUCGGAAGACUUGUGAAAUCGAAAACUAUAGAAACAUCUACAACAUUGAAUGAAAUAAACGUCCAUAGAACAAGUGAAGAAGUGGACUCAAUUACGUGCAUGUCUGUUUCAAUUACUUCUGAAUUUUUCGUCACUGGUUCAGAAAAUGGUUUUCUAAAAAUAUGGGAUAUUUCCAAGUUGGAACAAAUUAACAGGUUUAAAAAUGCAGAACAAUCACUAAAAUUAAACACAAAGAUUACAACAAUCACAUUUUUACAUGAUCGAUUGUGUAUCAUUGUCUCCACAAAAGAUGGUAUUUUAAGAGUUUUCAGAAUCGAUGUUAGUAGAAACAAAAAUAGAAAGAUAGUGAAAUAUUUGAAACCUGUAUUAAUACGUGAGGCUCAUACAAGUACCAUAAUUACUAAUGUUUUGAACAAUGAUAAUUACAUAUUUGUUGUUGAUCUUCAACUGAAAAUUAAUGUUUUUGAUGUCACGACUAUGGAAAAAUUAUUUGUUUUGCAAAAUCCCUUAUCGUUUGGAGUGAUAACCUCAUUUAUAACAGGAAGCAAUAAAAUCAGUUGGAUUUUAGUCGCAACUAAAUUGGGAAUUUUAACAUUGUGGGAUUUAAGGUUCAAAAUUCUUUUAAAAUCUUUUCAAAUUCAAAUCGAAUCCAAUGGUCACGUAUCUGUAAUUAACGAAAUAGAUAAACUUGAAAUGAUUGAAAAUAAAUCAAUCGUAUCUCGAGAUAAUCAAUUGAUAUCCAUCAAAAUUGAAAAACUAUCUAUGACAAUAAUUUUCGAAGUUGCAUCCUUAGAUUGUAAAAAGAUUAUUCAAAACAAUUCAGUCCAAAGUUAUAAAUGUAAAUUGGUUGAAAUUGAUAGUAAGAAAAUGGAUAUCGAUGAAAUGAUCGAUAAUUUGAGUUUAGGUUAA
Messenger RNA from Lodderomyces pseudojiufengensis, 3888 nucleotides. It is a transcript of the gene VPS15, whose product is annotated as ubiquitin-binding serine/threonine protein kinase. The transcript has a single exon. Lineage: Eukaryota; Fungi; Ascomycota; Pichiomycetes; Serinales; Debaryomycetaceae. Gene Ontology annotation, cellular component: phosphatidylinositol 3-kinase complex, class III, type II; late endosome; phosphatidylinositol 3-kinase complex, class III, type I. Gene Ontology annotation, biological process: autophagy of peroxisome; protein targeting to vacuole; macroautophagy. The coding region runs from base 1 to 3888 and encodes 1295 amino acids. Gene Ontology annotation, molecular function: ATP binding; protein binding; protein serine/threonine kinase activity. The record is from RefSeq and is a predicted model, not a curated record.